Molecule: messenger RNA, 1248 nt
Organism: Lolium rigidum
Lineage: Eukaryota; Viridiplantae; Streptophyta; Magnoliopsida; Poales; Poaceae
Product: probable protein S-acyltransferase 4
Exons: 4
Coding region: 142-1248 (368 amino acids)
Biological process (GO): peptidyl-L-cysteine S-palmitoylation; protein targeting to membrane
Cellular component (GO): Golgi apparatus; endoplasmic reticulum
Molecular function (GO): protein-cysteine S-palmitoyltransferase activity
Source: RefSeq, a predicted model, not a curated record
CUCUAUCAAGUCUGGAGAGGAAGCAAUAAAUUCCUCUGCGGUGGGCGCCUCAUCUUCGGUCCGGACGCUGGUUCCCUCUUCCUGUCCACGGCUCUAAUCGCAGGCCCUUUGGUAGGCCUAUGCUGCCAGUGCAUCACAAAGAUGAACUCCAGCGCUUCGGACCAGAAGAACCAUGUCCUUGGCCUGCCGGUCCUCAUCGUCACAGUUGUCCUCGGCCUAGCGAAUUUGGCAUUCCUGCUACUGACGUCGAGUAGAGACCCGGGUAUCGUGCCGAGGAACGCGCGUCCUCCCGAGUGCGGCGCGGAGGAGCAGGCGGUGGACAUGACGACGCCGUCAACCGAGUGGGUGAACGCGGCGAGCCCCCACCUCCGUGUUCCCCGCACCAAGGACGUGGUCGUCAACGGGUGCACGGUGAAGGUGAAGUACUGCGACACCUGCCUGCUCUACCGGCCGCCCCGGACGUCGCACUGCUCCAUCUGCAACAACUGCGUCCAGAAGUUCGACCACCACUGCCCCUGGGUCGGCCAGUGCAUCGGCCUGAGGAACUACCGCUUCUUCUUCCUCUUCAUCUCCACCUCCACGUUCCUCUGCUUCUACGUCUUCGCGCUGUCGUGGCUGAACAUCACCACCGAGAGGGAGGAGUACGGCGGCUCGCUGCUCAAGUCCAUGCGCGGCGAGGUGCUCUCUGUGGUGCUCAUCGUGUACACAUUCGUGUCCGUGUGGUUCGUCGGCGGGCUCACCGUGUUCCACACCUACCUCAUGAGCACCAACCAGACCACCUACGAGAACUUCAGGUACAGGUACGACAAGAAGGAGAACCCCUACAACAGGGGCGCGCUCGCCAACGUCGCCGAGGUCUUCUUCACGCGGAUGCCGCCGUCGCUCAACCGGUUCCGCUCGUGGGUGUCGGAUGACGAGGACGCCUACGGCGGCGCCGGCGGCGGCCCGCUCUCUCCAAUGAGCGGGGGCCUCGAUCUGGAGAUGGGGCGCAAGGGCGUGCACUACAGCGCCGGUGGCGUCCCGGCGAUCCUGCAGGGUAUGGACUACAGCGAGAUGGAGAAGAUGGAGGGUGCCGGCGUGCACGUCAAGGAUCGGCAAGCGCCGCCCGAGGCGCCGGACCUGUUCAUGAUAUCGGCCGCCCGGCAGCAUGACGUGGGUUGCGGAGGAGGAGAUCGUAGUCCGCCAAUUGUACAUGACCAAGAUGCGGAGAGGACACUAGUGAGCUCGAAUGAAAAUUCUGAACGGUGA